This is a messenger RNA of Anoplopoma fimbria (sablefish), 4658 nucleotides long. It is a transcript of the gene mideasa, whose product is annotated as mitotic deacetylase associated SANT domain protein a. The record is from RefSeq and is a predicted model, not a curated record. Gene Ontology annotation, molecular function: transcription corepressor activity. Gene Ontology annotation, cellular component: transcription regulator complex; histone deacetylase complex. Lineage: Eukaryota; Metazoa; Chordata; Actinopteri; Perciformes; Anoplopomatidae. Gene Ontology annotation, biological process: regulation of transcription by RNA polymerase II; negative regulation of DNA-templated transcription.
AUCGGAUUGGAUAACAGGAUGUGAGUUGAGCUGUUUUGGGGUGAGGCGGUGCGUUCUGGGGGUGCACAACUUUCUGCAUGUUUGCGCAGUUUUUGCAACGUUUCAUAUAUUGUGGAUAAACCGAAACACAGUAUUUGAUUUCGCAAGGCUCACAGGCAACGUGCGCAAACCAGCGGAAAUACCAGAGCAGGCCGCAGCAGGGCACCGUUUCCACACCUCCACUGUCUCCGUGUGUUGCUUUACUCGUUGAUGCAAGGGAGAAAGUUGUGGACAUUUUUUUUUUUUUUUUUUCCUCCUGAGGUGCACGGGUUUUUUUUUGGUUUUUUUACGGAUACAGUGUGCAACAUUGUAACUACAGUGUUAAUGAGCCUCUCCAGGCUAUGUGUUGGUGGGAUUGUCAAUGCGCCUGUUCGCCAUAUUGUGCGCCGUGAAACUCGAGGGAAAGUUGUCCGAGUUAUGACAUUUGCUGCGCACAAUCCCGUCCAUGGAGCUGCAUGCAGUCGACUUUGAUCGGAACCAAAGUGACUCCAUGGAGCUGGACAUGGAGAGUUCCGUGCACCACUGAUAAGGUCCGGCACCGUAAAGAGGAUGAGAAGAAAGGACAGCAAACCUCAGAUUUGGUUCUGAAAGGAGUUUGCAUGCUCCCCACCCUGCACUUUCCUUUGGGAUUUGUAUUUCCUCCCAAAUACCUCUGUAUACACAAUUGAACAAAUAAUUGCUCAGCCACAGGGAUUGAAAGCACACUACAGAGGCAGAGACAUUUUGCACAGAUCAAGAUUGAGAGCUCUGACUCCAACAUUACCUUAUUUUACUAUGAGUCUUCCUUCUCAAGUUAAUGCUGACAAGACUGGCAAGCUUCGGGCUGCAGCCAUGAAGGAGCCUGUGCAGCAUUCAGGGGAGGUUUAUUAUGGUAUGGGACCUCCGGCUCUAGAGUCAAGCCACAGUGACUCUCCUAGCAGUUCUGGUGUUUACAACCCCGAGAAAGGGCCUCCAAGUCAACCGCACUAUCAACAGGCUGCUCCAGUAAAGUGGAUGCACCAGGACUCCGUACAGGCCCCCGGCUGGUCGCAGGAAGCUCCUGUUCAAGCCUGGGGGCAGAACUUUGGCCCCUAUAUGAGCGGAGUGAAUGUCAGGGGUCAGAUGGCGUUCCACAAAGGAGUCCAUGAUGGUGUAGCUCUGCCAAUGGGGGGAGAAAAUCAACUGCCCGGACCUGUUGAGGUUUACAGAGAUGCCACCCAGGCUCAAACUCAGGGGAGGGGGCUCGAGUGGGAGCAGCACGCGGCGGCGCUACACCAGGCUCAGCUGCAGGCUUAUCAAAACGCCCACAAAGGCGUGGAGCUUCAGGGCAACAAGGGAAUGCCGAGUCUGGCGUACAGCGAGCAGCCUAAAACUCAACAGCAGCUGCUACAGCAGAUGCAGCAGCAGCAACAAAUGCAUCACCAUCACCAGCAGCAUCACCAGCAGUUGCAGCAGCAGCAGCAGCAGCAGCAGCAGCAUCAGCAUCACCACCUUCAGUUGCAACAGCGGCAACAUUUGCAGCAACAGCAGCACCAAAUCCAACAGCAUCAAAUGCAACAGCAACAACUGCAGCAAAUGCAGCAACAAUAUCACCAGCAACAGAUACAGGAGCGACAGCAACAAAUACAGCAAAUGCAACAGCAGCAGCAAGUGCAACAACAAAAUGUGCCACAGCAAGAAGCAACACAACCACAGUUGCAACCAAAUCAGCAACAAACCCAAAACUUUGUGACUUCUCAGCCUUCUGAGCCUGGUCCACCUAUCACUGCUCCUAAGAAGGAGGAUGUCCACUCGGUGGAGCUGCAGCAGGAACCAGAGACUCAAACCUGUGAUGCACCACCCGCUCCUGAUCUGUGCGCUGAAAAGCUCGCCAAAAAUCAGCCUUCAGAUGCUCAAGCUGCCCCUCGGCGUUCACGUCGCCUCUCCAGAGAUGGACAGUCCCCACUGGCCCCUUCAACAAACGUCUGGUCUCAAGCAUCCAAAGAACCUCCACCACCCCAGAAUGGAGUAGCAAGCACUCAGGCUGUGAAAGGAGGGGAAGUGACGACGGGAGGGGUCAUUCGUCGGAGAAGGAGGGCGUCUAAGGAGAUCAACUUGGAGACUCUGGCCCAGAAGGCAUCAGAAAUGGAGUGUCUACCUGACAAAAUGGUCAAGCAGGAAGACGGUUCUUCAGGCAGACAGGCCUCUAUGGUGCCUCUUGUUAUCCCUGUGUCAGUGCCAGUGCACAGGAGUCAUACAGAUCCUCAGGGUGGCUGGACUCAGGGACGACUCGGCCAGGGUGAGCGGCCUGCAGGACAUUCCGAACGCAAACCUUCUGUCAUUGUGGCCCGUCGGCGGUCACUCAGAAACCCCAUGACCGAGAGUUUUGGUCAGGACGGGGAAAGCAAUCCAGGGCUGGAUGAGGAUGGAAAAUCCAAAUUCAAGCGCCGACCUCGCCCAGAGCCUCUCAUCAUCCCACCUCACAAACCAUCCACCUUCAUCCCUCCAUCCCUCUACUCCAGCAUCACUGCCUACCAGAGCAACCUGCGCUCUCCUAUCCGCCUGCCGGACAACCCCCUCACCCUGCCCCCGUACACGCCACCACCCAUCCUGUCUCCUGUGCGUGAGGGCUCGGGGCUCUACUUCUCUGCCUUCCUGACCAACAUUGCUGCGAGCAACCAAAUCCUGCCACCACCGCCUACGCCCAAAUCUGCAACGCGCAGUCUGUUGCGCUCCACAAGUUCAGAAAUCACACCUCCUGUUCUGCCCUUGAUCACUGAUGCCACACCUGCUAGCCUUGAGCCACGUAUCAACAUUGGGCAGAAGUAUCAGGCAGAAAUUCCCGAGUUACAGGAUCAUCCUUCCUUCCAGUUUGACAAGCACAAGGCUGUCUUGGUUUGGAGCCCUAUGGAUGACUCCCACUUCAAACACGGUGACCGAGAGAGCAUGGAGGAUAUGAUGAACAUGGCCUGUUGCAGUGUGCUGAGGGGCGGAGGAACCAACCAGGAGCUGGUUUUACACUGUUUACAUGAGUGUGGAGGUGACUUCCUUGAAACACUGGGACGUUUGAUGCUUCAGGACCCAGUUUUCCCCAAAGGUCAUCUCCUGGCAGGUUAUCACUACUCAGGCUCCGACUGCUGGACUGCAGAAGAGAAGCGCUACUUCAAUAAGGGGAUCUCUGCCUACAGGAAGGACUUCUUUAUGGUGCAGAAACUGGUGCAGACCAAGACUGUGGCUCAGUGCGUGGAGUUUUACUACACAUACAAGAAACAGGUAAAGAUCGGUCGCAAUGGGAUUUUAACCUUCGGCCCUCCAGAUUCACCUGUGGAGAAGCACUCAGAGGCCGUGGUGGACAUUAAGAGUUCACAGCAGUCAAAAUAUAUUCAAGGAGAGGCGGAUGACGAUCGGAGGGAUGUUUCUUACGAGAGUAGCCAUCAGGCAAGGGUUUCUCAGUCACUACAGGCUCACGACUAUGCAGGAACAGUGCUGGUGAUCAAAGAACCGGACCCUGUGAACAAGGAGGCCCUCCACCCGUCAGCACCUCACAGGCCUCCAGCCGAGCCUGCAGCAAAGAAGAGCAGAGCACCGGCGAAGCCUCCGCCGGAUCCUGAUGCAGUAUUUCCGUGCAAGAAAUGUGGCAGGGUGUUUUAUAAAGUGAAGAGCCGAAGUGCUCAUAUGAAGAGUCAUGCGGAGCAGGAGAAGAAGGCGGCAGCGCUUCGUCAGAAAGAAGAGGAGGAGCAGGCAGCAGCUGAAGCUCGGGCCAGGAAGGUGGCGGUAGCAGCGGCGGCGGCGGCAGCAGCAGCAGCAUUUAGGGGAGGAAACGGUAACGGAGUGACGGAGGAGGGGGAGAUCAGCAGCCAGGAAGACUCAUCUGAGGGAGAGGAUGACAAGGAUGAAGACUGGCACUGAGAGACAAAAAUCAGGAAAGAAGAGAAACCAAUGACGAGAUGGAUUGAUGUGUAGAAAUGGAGGUCGAAUCAGAGGGAGGGAUGGAAAAAUGAUGUCCUGCCUCAUCGAGAGCAGAAUAAAGACACGAGUAGUGCUUUUAAAGUCUUCCUGUUAAUCUUCACACUCCUUCCCCAGCUGACGCUGACUGAGUGACUGUUAUCCACCAACCAGCCAGUCACACUCCACAUCUUCACACAUUUUGUAUCUUUUAAAUAUUCAGAGUAAGUUUAUUUUUUGUAAAUGCACUUAUCCCAUUUGCUUCUGCUUUUGCCAAUAUUGCCUUUUUAUAUACAUUAUUUAAUUGAAUUAAUGUCAAAAUAUUAUACAUUUUCAGGGCGUGGACUUAUGGUUAUAUGAUAUUUCAUAAGAUAAUCAGAAUGCCUGUUGAGCAACAAAUCAUCAAGAUCAAAGCUAUCUUUCACUUAACAGUAUGAGCUCUUUCAAAUAAAGAUAGAGUAAGAGCUUGUAUUUAUCUUUUUCUUAAGAAAAUACUGUGGUGAGUUUUGCAGAAUUUCCACCAGAUUUUUAGGUUGGUUGCACACUUAUUUUGUACAACUAAGGGACCUUUUUGAAAUGAAUAUGUACAAAAAUAUAUAUAUGAGAUGGCCAUAUAUUUAUGAUACUGCAUUUUUUGCAAUGAUUUUGGUAAUAUAAAAACUAAUCAUGUCAGCUGCAAUAAGACUUGUGAAUUGAAAAGUUUAUUAAAAUCUCUA